Molecule: messenger RNA, 680 nt
Organism: Ornithodoros turicata
Lineage: Eukaryota; Metazoa; Arthropoda; Arachnida; Ixodida; Argasidae
Gene: vnc
Product: N-alpha-acetyltransferase 10-like
Exons: 6
Coding region: 116-646 (176 amino acids)
Biological process (GO): N-terminal protein amino acid acetylation
Cellular component (GO): NatA complex
Molecular function (GO): protein-N-terminal-glutamate acetyltransferase activity; protein N-terminal-serine acetyltransferase activity
Source: RefSeq, a predicted model, not a curated record
CCUUGUGCCAGCCUGCGGUCUAUUAGCAGAACGGAGGUCUAGAACAAGCGCGUCUUGUCGCCUUAAUCUGCUUGGUGUAUUGUCGUUAGAUGCAUAAACGAUCAUAUAUCACAAAAUGAACAUUCGAUGUGCAAAGACAGAAGACUUGAUGAACAUGCAGCAUUGCAACUUGCUAUGCUUGCCAGAAAACUACCAGAUGAAAUAUUAUUUUUACCACGGGCUUUCCUGGCCACAGCUGUCAUACGUUGCAGAAGACGAAAAGGGGAAAAUAGUUGGAUACGUUCUAGCAAAAAUGGAGGAAGAUUCUGAUGACGAUCCCCAUGGUCACAUUACUUCAUUGGCAGUAAAGCGAUCGCACAGGCGGUUGGGGUUGGCGCAAAAGCUGAUGGACCAGUCAUCGCAAGCCAUGGUGGAAUGUUUCAAGGCCAAAUAUGUGUCGUUACAUGUGCGGAAAAGUAAUCGGGCUGCCCUGCACCUCUACACCAACACAUUGGGAUUCACGAUCAGUGAAAUUGAGCCCAAAUACUACGCAGACGGGGAAGAUGCCUAUGCCAUGAAGAAAGACUUGCUCAGUCAGGUAAAUAACAAGACAACAGAAGUGGAAAGCAAGACUAGCAAGAAAGAACAGGAUGGCGAGAGGCACUGAUGCAUUUGGCCAAGAAUAAAACAUUUUCAUCAUA